Messenger RNA from Phycomyces blakesleeanus NRRL 1555(-), 1239 nucleotides. RefSeq lists its product as hypothetical. The transcript is spliced from 4 exons. The record is from RefSeq and is a predicted model, not a curated record. NCBI's taxonomy places the organism in Eukaryota, Fungi, Mucoromycota, Mucoromycetes, Mucorales, Phycomycetaceae. The coding region runs from base 1 to 1239 and encodes 412 amino acids.
AUGUCUCCUUCUGCACCCCAAAAAGCCUUUGGACACAGUCUCCGCAAGGACUUUUUCCUCGAGUCUAAAUACGUUCCUGUUAACCACGGAUCUUAUGGUACCUACCCCCGUUCUGUGCGUGCUGUUAUGCGUGAUUACCAGGAUAAAGGCGAGGAACAGCCAGAUAGAUGGUUCCGCCUAGAAUUCGCAGCUGUCGUUAAGCAAAAUCUUGAGCGAAUCGCUUCUCUUUUGCACUGUGAUAGCAAUGAUAUUGUAUAUGUUCAGAACGCAUCAACUGCUGCCAGUACUGUUCUUCGUAGUCUUCCAUUUGAGAAGGGGGACAAGAUCUUGUGUUAUUCGACUGCUUAUAAUGCAAUUGAUCGUGCUAAUGAGUAUGUGAAAGACAGCAGAGACGCUAAGUUGAUCAAGAUUACUCUUAACUACCCCAUGAGCGAUGAAGAGAUCAUUCAGUUGACAAGAGAGACAAUCGAGAAAGAGCAAGCGAAAGGUGACGGUCGUUUCCGAAUCUGUGUAAUGGACGCUUUGAUUUCCAUUCCUGGUGUUCUAUUUCCUUACAAAGAUGUCACUAAGCUUGUCAAGAGUUAUAAUAUGCUCGCUAUGGUCGAUGGCGCCCAUGCUAUUGGUCAAAUUCCUUUGGAUUUGACAGCACUGGAUGCCGAUUUUUUCUUCACAAACGGCCACAAGUGGAUGUUUAUGCCCCGUGGAUGUGCUGUACUGUAUGUAGCUAAACGUAAUCAGGGUCAUGUUCAUCCCUUAUCAAUCAAUGCCAAAUACAUGCAUCACAAAGAUGCUCAAGAUAAUUCUUCUUUCCAAAACGAAUUUGGUGGUUUGUCAACCACUAUCGACUGUGCUAACUACUUGUGCGCUAAUGCAGCUUUGGACUAUCGUCAGUCCCUUGGUGGUGAAGAUGCAAUUAUGAAGUAUUGUAAUGACCUGGCUGUCAAGGGCGGUGCUUUAGUUGCAAAAAUUCUAGGUACGGAAGUUAUGGAGAACAAAGCCAAAACCCUGACAGUUGCCAUGGUCAAUGUGCGUGUUCCUGUUGGAAAGACAACUAAGUCUGACGCCGAACUUACUGCUUAUUUUAUCAACGAACUUGUUUACAAGCACAACACUAUGAUCUCGGUAUUUAAGCACAAUGGUCUUUGGUGGGCACGCUUCUGCGCUCAAGUUUAUGUUGAGCUUGAGGAUUUUGAGAAAGCAGCAAAGGCUUUAUUGGAAGUAUGCAAGACCAUUGCCUAG